Messenger RNA from Chroicocephalus ridibundus (black-headed gull), 6201 nucleotides. RefSeq lists its product as uncharacterized. The coding region runs from base 525 to 1526 and encodes 333 amino acids. The transcript has 6 exons. The record is from RefSeq and is a predicted model, not a curated record. Lineage: Eukaryota; Metazoa; Chordata; Aves; Charadriiformes; Laridae.
GUUUGUUACAAGUUUCCCGUCGCGGGCAGGGUGCGGGCGGUCGCGGCGGUGCGGGAGCCGUGGGCGGCGCGGGAGCCCGGUGGCGGCGGGGCGCGAUGCCCGCCUGGGGCUGCCGGCGUCGGGGCUGACGGGGCAGGCGGGAGCGCCGCCGUGAACGGAGCCCGGGGCCUCGGCUAGGGAGCUCCGCCGUUCCGCAAUAAACACUGCGCCGAAUGUCUCUUGUCCCUUGCAGCACGCUGCCAGCUGGUACCUCCCUCCUCUCUGAAGCGUAACCGGGGAGGGGGGUGGAAAGCAAAGGAAGUUUGGUAUUUAUUUUUUUCUUUAGGCUUUGGAAAGUGAUUCCCUCUCCCCCCCCGCGGAGGGCUGUAGCACGGAGUGCGGUGGCGGAGGAGAGAGGGGCACAGCUGGGAGCUGGCUGUCUGGAGCCUUGCUCCCCGCACCCCUGCCGCCGUGUACCUGAGGGUGCUGGAUGCAAGCUCUGCGGAGCUCCUCCAAGCGUAGCAGCAGCGGCUCGGCAGAUGUAGAUGCUGCGUGUGUGUAUGCUUAACCCUUUCUUGGCUCCUCGGAUUUGUACCAUGCUGAAGAUCCUCACCAAAAAGCUCAGGAACCAGAGUUUAAAUGAAAUUCAACCUUUCCAGCUAAAGAUCUCCUACCCCCCAAGUGAUGAGGACAGCGACGACUCUGAGGGAGAGAACCAGGAGCUUGCUCAGAUCGACAGAGAGAGAAGACGGAAUUGUACCUUGACCCCUCUGGCCACCAACCAGCUCCAGAACCAGGAGAACCAAUGCUGCAAGGUUCGAGCCCUCUUCCAUGCCAGUCUUGACCGCCACAGCUCAGAAGAGGAGCUGGAGCGCAUCAACCGAGAGUUUGCUGCUGAGAAGCGAAAGUGGUCCCAGGUCAGCAGGUUUGCCUGCUGCAGCGACAGCAACAACACCUCCUCCAGUGACGAAGAAGUGAAGAACUUGUGCACAAUGUCAUUCCGGCCUGUGGCAGAGCAGGCUGAUGGUGUGCACGCCAGCCCAAGCCCCGUGCUGUUCAGUGCCUCCCCUCCCAAAAGACUUCAACCCCUGGUGCGGAGCCCAGCCUCCAGACCUUUAAUCUUCACAAGCGUCGGGGCAGGCCUUGAGCAAGUCAUGCCUUGUAAGAGACAUCGUCAAGGAUAUGGGGAUAAGGUCAGCAGGCCCAGCCUUGAUCUGGAAAAAAUGCAGCAGAAGAUGCUGCUCAAGAAGAAUUGUGGAGCGAAGACUAGAGUUAUUAAAAUUCAUCCACCACAGAUCAGCUCUAUGGGACUGGAGAAGAGCUAUUGUAAAAUGCUGCUGGAUACAGGACUUUCUUGGGCACAGCUGCAUAUAUCUUGGGCUAACACCCAUAAGAAGAAUGAAGACCAAUUACAUCCCAGCACAGAGGCAAAAAUGAGGAAGCUGCUGGACUGUGAAGCAAUACUCUUGGAGAGAUCCUGUCACCCUCCGCUCUCUCCCUCCUUCAGGGGGAGGAGACACUUAAUGGCACUUUUCAAUCCUGGCUAACAAAGCUCUUUACAAAAGUCCUAGACCUAGUACCAGUGUCCUUCAGAGAGAUCCAGCUUUCACUCAUUGAGUACAGCUCCAUUUCUGUGAAAUUAGACACAUUUUACUGCUGGGCACAUCGGGCAGCAAGAGGUAAAUGCCAUGGGAGAGUCAGAGGUCGGGAGUGAGUCAGGAUGCAAUCUCAGUAGUUGAUUCUGUUUGGGCCUGCGCUUAAAAUGUCGCGUGCUUGUCUGUGUGUUUUGAGCCACAGAAGAGAAUCUGCAGAGCAUCAGCGCUUCACGGCAUGUCUCCUUGUCUGACUGCUUCACAAGAGCCGAUGACAGUUCUUAGGCAAAUCUGCUGAUUUGGAGAGAGAAAACGGUUUCAUCUGUUUUGUGGUGAGACACCUGAGAAGCCAAGAGAGCUGUUUCAGGAGGAAGCACAGAGAAGGUCUGUGUACUUACAGCUGUGCUUUCAACGCUGGAAAAUAAAUCAUCUUCCCACCACAGACCCCAUUAUAAUUACCCUAGCAUGUAAGAGCAAUUAGGAUGUUACUGCCUUGCUGUUACGGAGCAGUCUGGAUUGCUGUUUCUUGAAGAGGUGUAGAGGGAAUGGGGUGGUUAUUUGUGGUUGGGGAAUAAGGAGACAAACGAGUAAGUUACAAGAUUUCACACCAAUAUUCCUCUGGCUUUUUGCAAAGAAAUGUCAUCCCACCCUAUCACGAGCUGACAGCUCUGAUAUUCCCCUCCCCCCCAAAAAAGAAAUUUAUAAGAGCAAAUCUCAGACCUUCCCCGACUCCGCUCUGAUUAGGGAGGACAACAAGGGAGAGAUUUGGCUGCCCGGCUGCCUGGUGUUGUGCUGCUUCAUGCUGCCAGCUCAUAACCCAGCAGCCUGCCCAGCUCUGCUCGAAUGGCAAACGUAGCUCCUGCCCAGGACAGCUGUCAGGCUGGGAGCCAGCCCUUUUGGUUGACUCCUGGCAGAGGUGAGUGCACAGCCAACAGACGCGGGCUGGGGCUGGAGCCACACUGGGCAACGCCGGGUUUAGCCAGAGAUACCGCCCACGGUGUUCUGCACUGGAUGGACCUCCAAAAAAGGCUCCCAAAGAAGAGGGGCGGCUGGGAGACAGGCGCCCAACAAAAACAUUUUUGGUUCAGGUUCCACCGGGACUGAAGGCCCCACGCAAAACUUCGAAAUACAGAUUCAGAUUCAGUUUCUGCUUGGAGGAGGGAGAAAAUCAUGGUUCAGGCUGGUUUCUGGUUAGGUUCAACUCCCAGCAAAACCACUUGUGCAACUCAGGAGCGGGACAAAAGUAUGAAGGGGAUGUUUGGGGGUAUGGUAAAGUGGAGGUGGGCUUCAGGAUGAAGAUGAACAAAGGAAGAUGCUCAGCAUGACAUUGUUCUGCCCCGUGGGGAGCAAUGAAGCUUGAACUGGACUCAGCAUACAGGAGAAGCAACGGCAGAACAGAGGAGGGCCAGCAGCGGCAAAACAGACCCAACCAAGUCUGGUGGGACAAUAGAACAAGAUCAAAUUAAAUCAGGAGAAGCUAUUGUCAAGGGACGUCUUCAAAAGGUGUCUGCUAGUCGCUGGCUUCUGCAUGAAAAUAAAAUAAUCGAUUGACAAACAGAAGAAAGUGUAAGAAGCCGCUGGGUAAAUCUUUCCCUUUGGAACCGCCCUUUUGAAGCAGACUCUGCUUUGCUGGUAUUACAUUCGCCAGGUCUUAAAAAUUUCCUUAUGUAUGAAGAUUUUUGCGGUUCACACGAACACCAAUUUUUGUCAGAGUCCAUGUGUUGCAUUCAAACCAACUGCAUACAUUGUAUACUGACCGUACGGUCAAAGCUUCAGCAAGUGUAUCUCUAUAUACAGGGGUAUAAACAUGAUCCCUACAAAAAAGGGAGGCUCCGUGCCUUUGCUUUGAGCCUGGAGGAGCUGGUGAGCUGUCUGCUGUGCGUCCAAGCGCUCUCAUCACUGGGGCCAGCACAGGUGAGUUUUGAUCUGCUGUUCCACGAGCCUAAUCUCAAUUAGGCUUCCCUUGAGCAAUCACCUGCAGCUGGAUUCAUAUCACACGCGGGCUAUUCUUAGCUAAGAAUAGCCUGCACAUCUCAUUUCUGGGUGUUACAAGAAACUGGAUUUGAAACAGGUCCUCAGCAUAAACAGGCGAGUCGCUUGAAAUGCCCUAAGAGUGCAGUUUCGGCAGACUGCAUCCAGCAAAAGCAUGAACUUGAGUUUCAAGUGGUUUAACAGGUCAAAGCAGAGAAACAAAGCAAUAUAUUCAUGGUUGAAAGUGUGCAUACACCUGCAUAUACAUCCACACAGCUGCGCAAUCAACAAAACACUUCCACAAUUUAAAAGCAUAAUUAAGCAAAUCGGGCUGAUAUAUAGACCUUUCCUUUAACGUAAAGAACGCUUUUCACAUCUUACCUCACAUUCACUUUGAAAAUGAAACUGAGAGCUCCUAAGACAGCACUUCAUUUUCAGAAUGUAAAAAAAUGAACAUAAAACCCCCUCCAUAUCACGUCUACAGCUAUGCUGAGUGUGUGUGUAUAAUUCUGUGCCCCAGAACAGCAGAAUGUGGUGUUAUGCAGGUAUCAAAAUAUAUAUUGCUUUAUGCAUAGAACUGCAAACCAAAAUAUCUUGCAGGCAGCUGCCCAAAUAUUAGGUGCUCGUGGCCCUUAGGGCACUGAUGCCCCAUAAAUUUAAGAGUAUUUAUUAGGUGAAUACAGAACUGGAAGUUUUGUGGCAGUGGAAAGUAAGUAUGAUAAUGAGGUAAACACAUGUUGCAAAGAAAAUACCAACUGAUCGUGUGCUCUGUGCAGGAAAUAGCAGUUUUAAACAAUCCCUUUUUGAAUGCUGGAGCAAGGCCCGUGAGCUGGCUACAGGACGGUCUACUUGUUAAUGACAUCUCUCUGCGGCCUGUGGCUUUUUACGGUGCUGUAAACCCGGUUCGACAAGUAGGUAACCAAAUAGGUGCUGGGCUCCUUUGAAUGCUUUGAAGGACCUUAUGAAUGCUCCUUCCCAUUCCAGAAAGUGGAGUGCUACAUAUAGCUUCAGUUUUCCUUAGAUAAGGAAGAGGAAGCAUUCUUCAGGGGACCGUACCCACAGAUACAGCCGGGAUUCCCUCCUUGCGGUCGGAGGAGACCUACGGCACGGUGAGGUCUGUGCAUCAUGAGCUCCAUCUGGAGGUUGCUUGCUCUAAUCUGAGGUUUUGAAAGAAGAGGCGAGAAAAUGCAGCAGUGCUGGGUCAGAAUCACCAAGCCCCAGGGGCACCUGGAAAAAAAUGACCUUGCAAACCAGAAGAGCUGGAUAAUGUGGAGGUGUCACGCAGAGAAUGGUGGGUGGUGGGAUGAGCUCAAUUUGCCCAUGGUGGUGGGGGACCUUACAGUUACACCUGAGAUGUGGCCUUUGCCACAUGUUUUCUUAUCCAUUGGUGAACGCAGCAAAGAAGAGGCAGAAAAUGCAUCAUGCAGUCAAGGGCGUCCUGUUAGACCGCUUAUGGUGGAAGCUGCUGUCCUCCCAAGUGUAUUUGAAAGUCUGUCUUUACCCCCACCCUCAAAUGUAAGGGGGGUGGUGGAGAGGACAUCAGCCCAAACUGUGGCUUCCACAGAGCGCACACGGCGGAGGAAAAGGCCUGUCCAGAGGUUCAGGGCUAGGCAGUACGGGGAAAAGCACAGGUUUGUUAAUUUGAAUGAGGUAUUGCAGCAUGAGGCUCACCAAGCACUUUUUUGGGGUGUGGAGAAAGUUUCUGAUGACUUACGCCAGAUGUUCGAUCCUGGUGAAUUUUCUUAGCUCAGUCUCGAAGCUGUCUGCACGCACAGCUUCAACUAGAGUCCUCUACUGUUAAUUUAAGCAUUAUGAAUUCAGAAAAAAAUUUCAGACUGGGCCAGUACAAAGUCAGAGAGAGCUAAGACAUGAUCAGACUUUCCACCCAGCUACAGUAAAAGCUGUUGGGAGCCGGGUAUGCAGGACCCUGUCAGCCAGCUGCUGAAAGAAAAACGGGGUGUGUAAUUAAUCACCCAGGGUGCUAAACUGAUAUGCAACUAGAGUUUUCAUUUUCAUAGGCUCUUUUAAAGUUUUUACCCAUGAAACUAAGCAGUCUUCCGUAAGUGUUGGGUAUUGAGGUCUGCCAAUGUUAUUUCCUCCAUUUUUUUCAACACCGUUGAAAAUCAGAGUUAUGUGGGCCCUCUUCCACAAAGGUUGGACAGUGUGGUGCUUAAGGAAAAAAAAAAGCCAUUCUUGACAUGUACACAGACCAUCAGGAGAUCUUUGAUUUCCAGUAAGAACUGCGUUACUGUUGCCAGCAAGAUGUGCACAUUUGGAGGGAGGCCUGCAGUUCGUACAGAAAUAAGAUUAUGGCGAUGAUCUCUCACACAGUGUGUGAGAAAGAAAGCGAUGAAAAGGUGAAGGUUUAUCACCGUGUAGAUCCCCAUCUGUAUAAUAUGGUGGCCUCUACUUGCAUGUCCACACACUGGUUUAUGGCUAUCAUUGGAGGAGAAAGAGAUAUUUGACCAAUGACAUAUAUACCUGGCCAAAAAGGAAAAUAUUCAAAUCUGUCAUGUGGUGCAUGGCUGCAAGUAUCACGUGUGAACCUGCUUGGGGGAUGGCUAAGUGAUCAUUGAUGGGAUGCCAACAGCUUACCCUUUCCAGUCCACUCCAUACCUCGUAUUCCAGCAACUGCCCGAGGGAGGAGCAAAACCAGUUU